GAUAACAUCCGAAGUUCCGUUCUUUUCCCCUUCAUAGAUCAUCAACCAACCCUCCGAUCUGCUUACUUACUAAACAAUCAUCCAACGGUCCAAAUCAAACCCCACCCUCUUCCUCUUUAUCUUUUACCCACCCUCCUCUUAUUCCUCCACCGUUCUCUCUCUCCAACUCUCCGCCUUCGCCAGAAUCAUUUCUCUGCCAUGGCCACUCUCCUUAAAACGCUGCCGUUUAAAUCCCCUCCUCCUCUAUCUCCACGUGUAAGAUCCAUUUCCUUAAACUCUCCAAAGCCCUUUCAUGUCUGCUUCAAUCAAAGACUUCCUCCUACACGUUGUACUCUCCGGUUCAGCUCCACUCCCUCUCUUCGGUUCGUAAAGUUGGUUCCUUUUGCUUCAAAUGGAAGUGAAACUGAAACCACUGAGACCCAACAAGAAGUUCAAGAACCUCAAACUGAGGUAACUUUUGAGGAUUCUUCAGAUGGUGCUGUUGCGGUUGAAGAGGAUGCUACCGGAGAUGAGGGUAGUGAUUUUGAAGAAACAACUUCUUCGGCCAUUGCAUCAUUGCUCCAAUCAUACAAAGAAGCUUUGGCUAGUAAUGAUGAGUCAAAAGUUGCAGACAUAGAAGCAUUUUUAAAAUCCAUUGAAGACGAGAAAGUUGAUGUUGAAAAGAAAAUUGCUUCUUUGUUAGAAGAACUGUCAAUAGAAAAGGAUCGGAUUCUUAGGAUUAGUGCAGACUUUGACAACUUUCGUAAGAGGACAGAGAGAGAGCGCCUUUCAUUGGUAACAAAUGCCCAAGGAGAAGUUUUGGAAAAUUUGUUGCCUGUUUUGGAUAAUUUUGAGCGAGCUAAAGCCCAAAUUAAGGUUGAGACAGAGGAAGAAGAGAAGAUCAAUAACAGCUAUCAGAGCAUCUACAAGCAGUUUAUGGAGAUUUUGGGCUCACUUGGCGUUGAACCUGUGGAAACAGUGGGAAACCCCUUUGAUCCAAUGCUGCAUGAAGCAAUCAUGCGUGAGGAUUCCACAGAAUUUGAAGAAGGUAUCAUUCUUCAAGAAUUUCGCAGGGGGUUCAAGCUGGGAGAUAGGCUGCUACGUCCAUCUAUGGUUAAAGUAUCAGCUGGUCCAGGGCCUGCAAAGCCUGAACAAGGAGAGUCAUUAGAAGGGGCAGAUGUAGUUGAAAGCACAGAGACCAGUGAAACUGUUGAAAGCAAUGAAACUGCUGAAGGCAGUGAAACUACUGAGACCAACCCGGGAGCAUAGUCUGCUUGAAGACUAGAUAAAGAACCUGGAUUCAGUUUUGUAUAAGCGAAACGGUAUUAAUUUUACCUCAAUUAUUAGGACUCCAUUUUGGUGGUAGCAAUUGUUGUGUGGGUGAUAUAUUGUUGUUAAUUUUUGUUUCAUUUUGGAGGAAUUUACAUCAAGAUGAGCAACAGCAUAUUUUGGAACAAUUCCUGUAUCUCUCCUUUUAUCCCUGCUCGCAAACUUGCUAAUGGAGUUUACAUAAACAUUAAACUUGUUAA
Durio zibethinus is the source of this 1508-nucleotide messenger RNA. RefSeq lists its product as uncharacterized. Gene Ontology annotation, biological process: protein folding. Gene Ontology annotation, cellular component: chloroplast. Gene Ontology annotation, molecular function: protein homodimerization activity; protein-folding chaperone binding; adenyl-nucleotide exchange factor activity. The record is from RefSeq and is a predicted model, not a curated record. NCBI's taxonomy places the organism in Eukaryota, Viridiplantae, Streptophyta, Magnoliopsida, Malvales, Malvaceae.